Aspergillus homomorphus CBS 101889 is the source of this 285-nucleotide messenger RNA. RefSeq lists its product as uncharacterized. The transcript is spliced from 2 exons. The coding region runs from base 1 to 285 and encodes 94 amino acids. NCBI's taxonomy places the organism in Eukaryota, Fungi, Ascomycota, Eurotiomycetes, Eurotiales, Aspergillaceae. The record is from RefSeq and is a predicted model, not a curated record.
AUGCUGAAGCUGGGCACCGAAUCAUUCGACGACAGCUCGACGUUGAAGUCCAUGACGCUCGUCACGCUAAUCUAUCUCCCCGCGAACUUUGUGUCUUCUAUCCUGGGGAUGAACCGGUUCGAUUUCGACGGCGACGGUACGGGCGCGUUCACCAUCUCCAAGCAGUUCUGGAUCUUCAUCGUCCUGGCGGUGCCGCUGACCCUCCUCACCCUGGCCUCCUGGUAUGUGGUCUCCCGGCGGACCCGCCGCGCCCGCGAGCGACAGAUGGAGGGGGCUGCGGAUUGA